CUAAUUUUUUUAAUUAGAAAGUCGAAAUGUAAGCACUUUUACAGUUUAUAUUCUCUGGGACCUUCGAAAACAGCCAAAUCAAAGCACUCCCAGCCCCCAAAUGAAUAAAAAUCAAGAAUCAUUCAAUGGUUUUUUGUUUUUCUGAAAGCUUAGAAUAAGAGCAAAGGUAUGGGUAUCCUACACGACGACGUAGUGAUCAUAAAUCAAUCAAAGAAUGAAGCAGAACCCAGUGUCAUCACCAUUAACUGCCCUGACAAAACCGGUUUAGGCUGUGAUUUGUGCCGUAUCUUACUCUUUUUUGGUCUCACCAUUGUUAGGGGAGAUGUAUCUACAGAUGGGAAAUGGUGUUACAUAGUGUUUUGGGUGAUUCCUAAGCCAAUUAUAAAAUGGGAUACUUGUAGAUGGGAAUUGUUGAAGAACAGAUUAAUUGAGACUUGCCCUUCUUGUUCUUCAGCUUUUGGUAUUUCAUAUUACAGUUCUGAAUUACAGUCUUCAAUGGUUACAGAUGUGUUUCUUAUCAAGCUUUUUUGUUAUGAUAGAAAAGGCCUUUCACAUGAUGUCACAGCAGUGUUUUGUAAUCUCGAACUCAAUAUAAAGAAAGUGAAGGUAUCGACGACUCCAGUCGGGACGGUGAUGAACUUGUUCUUUGUCACUGAUACAAGGGAACUAUUACAUACAAAAAUGCGGCAGGAGGAGACGUGUGAAGCGUUGGUAGAUGUUAUGCAGGCUGCUAUAAUUAGCUGCAAUAUAGAAAAAGUUGGACCCGAAGUUACCGCAUGUUCUCAAGCAUCUCCAUUUCUCUCAUCCGCAAUAACCAAUGAUGUUGUAUUACGUACUUCUAACAACGUUUCCGUCACAAUGGACAACUCCUUCAGUCCGGUUCACACGCUCGUUCAGAUCGUUUGUCAAGACCAUAAAGGUCUUCUUUAUGACAUAAUGAGAACUCUGAAGGAUUACAACAUUCAGAUCUCAUACGGACGGUUUUAUCUAAAACAAGGAAGAAAGUGUGAGAUCGACUUGUUUAUAACACAAGCCGAUGGGAAGAAGAUCAUUGAUCCUAGCAUGCAACGUGCAUUGUCUUCACGGCUACAGAUGGAACUGCUUCAACCACUCCGUGUAGCUGUUCUGAGCCGAGGUCCUGAUACAGAGCUUCUAGUUGCAAACCCUGUUGAGUUAUCGAGCAAGGGUCGACCGCUCGUUUUUCAUGACAUUACCCUUGCUUUAAACAUGCUCAACACUUGCAUCUUCUUGGCGGAGAUUGGGAGACACGUGAUCGGAGAUCAAGAGUGGGAGGUAUACCGAGUCCUACUCGAUGAAGGAACUAGCUUAUCUACUCCAAGACGAAAAAUCGAGGAAGGUGUUUGGAAGCUGUUGAUGGGUUGGGAACAAAUAUGAUGACAAUAUCCCGGUUGUAUAUCAUUAAAAUUUUGCAUCGUGACAAGUCGGUAUCGAGGAGAUACAUGACGAUGUUUAUUUGAAAGUUGUAUCAUAAAGGUAAAUAUCAUACGAGUAUCUUGCUACGCAAGUAAUCUUCGGUGGGUCGGUUUGAUUAUUACUCGAAAGCAAACCGACUAAAUGUCUAAAUCAAUUUUCGUUUCCUUGUACAUAAAAAUGCAGAAGAUGUUGAAAAGAACGUCGGAAUCCGAUUUCGGCAUAUUGCCAUGUUGCAUGUGAAGAUUUCAGUUGUCUUUAGAACACAAUAAAAUUAUAAGCAACAAUUUGAUUCUUUUUGAAA
Molecule: messenger RNA, 1735 nt
Organism: Gossypium raimondii (Peruvian cotton)
Lineage: Eukaryota; Viridiplantae; Streptophyta; Magnoliopsida; Malvales; Malvaceae
Product: ACT domain-containing protein ACR10
Exons: 6
Coding region: 169-1395 (408 amino acids)
Source: RefSeq, a predicted model, not a curated record